AUGAUUAAAUUAUUUAAAGUAAAGGAAAAGCAGAGAGAGCUUGCAGAGAAUGCAAGUGGAGGACCACCUGUUAAGAAGCAAUCAGCUGGGGAGUUGCGUCUUCACAAAGAUAUAAGUGAGCUUAAUCUCGCAAAAUCUUGUGUCAUACAAUUCCCCAAUGGCAAAGAUGACCUGAUGAACUUUGAAGUUUUAAUCCGACCUGAUGAAGGAUACUAUGUAGGUGGCGCAUUUUUGUUUUCCUUCCAAGUGUCUCCUAUCUAUCCACAUGAGGCACCAAAGGUUAAGUGCAAGACAAAGGUCUACCAUCCAAAUAUUGACUUGGAAGGAAAUGUUUGCCUCAACAUCUUACGAGAAGAUUGGAAACCUGUCCUCAAUAUAAACACUGUCAUCUAUGGAUUGUAUCAUCUCUUCACGGAACCAAAUUAUGAGGAUCCGUUGAAUCAUGAUGCUGCUGCAGUCUUGAGAGAUAACCCGAAGUUGUUUGAGUCGAAUGUGAGGAGGGCUAUGGCUGGUGGGUAUGUGGGGCAAACCUUUUUCUCUCGCUGUAUGUAACCUUUGCUCGAUAACUUCAAGUCCCUGUUAAAGAUGGUUUGUAAAAUUUAUUUUCAAAAGCUGCAUUUCCUUUUCAUCCCUGUCUGUUAGUAUUCUUGGUGGAGGAAGAUGAUAAGAUCUUAACUGGACCAAGCAUUCGAAAGCCAAACAACUCAAGUGUUAUUGUAACUUCGUGCUUGUUUUUGUAAUGUGACAUUAUAUUUUAAAGUGGACCAAGCAAGAACUGAGUUGAGUGGCCAAUACACUGUUAAUUUUCCUGCCUCC
This is a messenger RNA of Gastrolobium bilobum, 816 nucleotides long. Its product is annotated as NEDD8-conjugating enzyme Ubc12-like. Gene Ontology annotation, cellular component: nucleus. The record is from RefSeq and is a predicted model, not a curated record. NCBI's taxonomy places the organism in Eukaryota, Viridiplantae, Streptophyta, Magnoliopsida, Fabales, Fabaceae. Gene Ontology annotation, biological process: protein neddylation. Gene Ontology annotation, molecular function: NEDD8 transferase activity. Bases 1 to 552 code for a protein of 183 amino acids. The transcript is spliced from 5 exons.